CCCAGCCACGACUGACCCUGCUGCAGCCCCUGGUGACGCUGGAGGGGCAGGUCACUCUGCCGUGCCUGGUGAGCGGCUACCACCCCCCCGAGAUCAGGGUGCAAUGGCUGCGGAACGGGAAGCCUCUGCUCACCAUGGAGUCAGCCCCCACGAAGGAAGCAGACGGGUCCUUCACCCUCCGCAGCGUCUACAUCCUCGACCGGCCAGAGAGCAACGCCCAGGCCAACUUCGCCUGCCGCGUGCAGCACCAGGCGCUGACCACCCCGCUGGAGAGCACAGCCACCUGGAUAGUCCCCACGUGCCCCAAGACGUGUUUAUGGGUCAUCGUACCGAUCCUGCUGGUGCUGCUGGUGCUGCUCGCCCCGUGGAUCGUGUACCAGUGCUGUAACAUCAGCACCUGA
Messenger RNA from Terrapene triunguis (Three-toed box turtle), 401 nucleotides. RefSeq names its product beta-2-microglobulin-like. The record is from RefSeq and is a predicted model, not a curated record. Lineage: Eukaryota; Metazoa; Chordata; Testudines; Emydidae. The transcript is spliced from 3 exons. The annotation marks the transcript as partial.